UAUGUUAUCUUGUAACUUUCCUGGGUCAUGCGGAAGGUUUUCACGCGCGUGUGUCAUCCUCUCGGCCGCCAUUGAUAUAAUUUGUGUUUAAACUAGCGGUAGAAAUUGCUUCCAUAUUGCUCAAUGGCCAGUUCAUUUCCAAGUGUAGCCGAGCUUGUUGCGGUUGCUCGGCGUUUGUAUGGGCAGGUGUUCGGGGAAGAGGCUCCUCACAUCGCGGUGUGUGCUCCUGGAAGAGUCAAUCUGAUAGGGGAGCACACUGACUACAACCAGGGAUUUGUCCUUCCAAUGGCGCUGCCCCUGGUGACUGUGGUGGUAGGGAGUCAAACCUCUGGCCAGGAUGUUACUGUGGUAACAGCAACUGAGGAUACCGAUGAGCCUCGGAGGGCGGACUUCAGCCUGCCCAGUGAUGGAUCGCCGCUGUCUCCAGGGUUACCCAGCUGGGCAAACUAUGUGAAGGGUGUUAUACAGCAUUACAGGGCUCCUCCUGUCUCAGGGUUCAGGGCGGUGAUAGCCAGCAGUGUCCCCCUGGGAGGAGGUCUGUCCAGCUCUGCCUCUCUGGAGGUGGCUUUCUACACAUUCCUGCAGCAACUCAAGCCAGAUGACGGAGACAAGGUGCUCAAAGCAGUAGCAUGUCAGCAGGCAGAACACACUCAUGCUGGUGUACCCUGCGGCAUUAUGGAUCAGUUUGUGUCUGUUCUUGGCAGGGAGGGGCAUGCUUUGCUCAUUGACUGCAGGUCCCUGGAGGCCACCCCUGUCCCUCUGGCAGAUUCAGGCCUGGUCAUUCUCAUCACCAACUCCAAUGUGAAACACUCCCUGACCGGCAGUGAGUACCCCAUGAGACGGAGACAGUGUGAGGAGGCUGCCUCCAUCCUGGGAAAGGACAGUCUCAGAGAUGCUACUGUGAAGGACCUGGAGGAGGCAAGGAGCAGAUUGGAUGAUGUAACCUAUCGACGAGCUCGUCAUGUGAUUGAGGAGAUAGAAAGAACUGUCCAAGCUGCUGAAGCCCUGAAGAGAGGAGCCUACAGAGAGUUUGGCAAGCUUAUGUUGGAGAGCCACAACUCCCUGAGAGACUUGUAUGAGGUGAGCUGCAGAGAGCUGGAUGAGCUGGUGUCGGCAGCCAUGGAGGUGGAAGGGGUGUUUGGCAGCCGGAUGACAGGUGGAGGUUUCGGCGGAUGUACUGUGACUUUGCUGCAGGCCCAUGCCAUUGACAGGACUAUACUCCACAUACAGGAGCGAUACAGUGGAACCCCGACUUUCUAUGUCACAACUCCUUCAGAGGGAGCUCGGGCUCUCAGUCUGUCCUGACCUUUGUCAACACAUCUCUGCUAUAUGAGCACAACAGAUUCACUUCACUUUAUAGACUUUGCUAUUUGAUCUUUAUUUUUUUAUUUUCACAGUGAAAAUGAUAUGCUGUUAUGCAGACUGGAUCUGAUUUGAAAAGCACCUGUUAAUGUGAGAAAGUGCUUUCACAGUAAUACAUUGUUUUCCGGUAACAUUUUUAUUAUUCGAUUUUUUUAUUUCUCUCAGAUAUGCAGUGCUUUAUCAUCUAGAUAACUUGUAACAACUGUUUGUAUAAUUAUGACUUACAUGUACUGUAAAAAUACAGGAUCAGUUUAUUAUUACCAUUUGACUUCUAUGGAAUAAAUCAUGUUUAGAAAAUGUGAAACUUUUUUUCUUAAAUCAAUAUUUUUUUAAUAUUAACAUCUAAUGUCUGUGUAAUGUGAAAGAGGUCUCUGGUAGUUAUGAACACAUAAUUAUCAACUCUGCAGCUCUACUGAGCUUUUUAGCCUCUUCUAGCUCAUUGUUUUGGUUUUACAGCACAUUUAGUGUUAGGGUUCAGUCUCAGCGCUUUUAUUUCAGCAAAAAAGAAAACGCUCUGAUAAACCCACCGCACACUACCUGCUCAGCACCAAACAGCAGACUGACAAAGUUAGAGACUAGCUGGUGAACAUAGUGGAACAUUUAGCAGCUACAGAGCCAGAUAUUUUUUAUAGAUGUUUGUGGAGACCAAAAGCAGACUGAAUAUUAUUCCAACAUCCAUCAGGUGGAAACAAACCUGUGUCCAUUGGGAUGAUAAUUGCUCUGUCUGCUGGAUGUGUCAGAAAUAGUUUGAGAACACAUUUGCCAUAAUUGUGUAAGGCAAUAAAAUUUAAGAACUGUAUUUGUCAGCUCGAUUUGGAGUUAUUCUGCCCAAUAGUGGCCAAAAAGAUAGUAACGUUAAUGCUUUAAAGGCCCUGAACACUCACACAGGUGUUUUUAAUACUUCUGGCUAAUUAGAGCUCUACCUACUACCUACUCUCCGGGUAAAAUAUUACGUCAAACUCCCUUUAAGAAAUAGGAUAUAUUAACAAUUCCUUACGUGUCCGCAAAAACACAUAACUCUAGAAACACAAAAUAACAAGCGUCCUAUGUCGACAGUCUUUUUGUCAAUUCGGCAUCAGUAUAAUCCAUAAAGAAACUGUUUCCAUACAAACUUUACAUUUUGUCGCCUCAACUUACCAGCCUCUGUUGUUAAGCUGAGCUAUUUUAGUGGGAGAGGACCAUGGGAAUGAGGCGAACCGUUUCAAAGGUUAAGAUUUCUCACUAAAAUAAUGCUGAUUUGUGGAUCAGAUACAAGUCGAAUUGAACGCUGACUCAUAACGCUGUUAAUUCACUGUCUAUCGUGUGUGUGACGGUAUUUGAGGAGUUUUUUCAGCUGUUACCAAAGUAACUACCCAGUUUGCUGCUUCCCGUUUGGUGCUAGAGAGAUAUAUGCGCAGACGGUAAGAAAAAGGUUUUUUGACAGCGAGGUUUCAUUUGUUUAUUUUUAUUAUUUCAACACGUAUUUGUUGAUGAUGAAAACACUGGGAAAGUUUAUUUAUUUGCUGUGUCCCAUGUAGUAGGUGUAGGCCUAUUAAAUGAGGAAAUCCGCAACUUU
Messenger RNA from Siniperca chuatsi (mandarin fish), 2917 nucleotides. It is a transcript of the gene galk1, whose product is annotated as galactokinase 1. Gene Ontology annotation, molecular function: ATP binding; galactokinase activity. Bases 124 to 1305 code for a protein of 393 amino acids. Gene Ontology annotation, biological process: galactose metabolic process; carbohydrate phosphorylation. NCBI's taxonomy places the organism in Eukaryota, Metazoa, Chordata, Actinopteri, Centrarchiformes, Sinipercidae. Gene Ontology annotation, cellular component: cytoplasm; cytosol. The transcript has 8 exons. The record is from RefSeq and is a predicted model, not a curated record.